Molecule: messenger RNA, 3246 nt
Organism: Saccharomyces kudriavzevii IFO 1802
Lineage: Eukaryota; Fungi; Ascomycota; Saccharomycetes; Saccharomycetales; Saccharomycetaceae
Gene: KAP122
Product: Kap122p
Exons: 1
Coding region: 1-3246 (1081 amino acids)
Biological process (GO): protein import into nucleus
Cellular component (GO): cytoplasm; nuclear membrane
Source: RefSeq, a predicted model, not a curated record
AUGACUUCUAUUCACGAGGUUGUGGCUCUUAUCGAAGAGCUGUAUUCUCCUCAUCCGAAACAUGACGUUCAUCAAAUUCAACAGAGUUUACAGUCAAUCCAGAAAUCAGAACAAGGCUUCCACCUUGCCAAUGAGCUGCUGUCUGAUGAUAAGUACUCUGCGAACAUCAAGUACUUCGGUGCGUUGACGUUGACUGUGCAACUGAAUACACGGGGUGAAAACGACUAUGAAACCUUAUGGAAUGUUUUCAAGUCAAAUUUAUCGUACUUGACAAAGUUCAGUACAUUAUACAUUUCCAACCCCAACAUGUAUGGGCAGUCUCUAAUCAUUAUUAAAAAGUUAAUGUCGAACUUGUCGUUGAUCUUUACAAGAAUUAACGAUCCGCAGCUCAAUAGUACUUAUAGUGAAAAUAUGAUUGAACAAUGGAACAAUCCCAUAAAUACGUUUAUCCAGCUCAUGUCUUUCCAAAAUCAAAAUGUCCAUGCUGAACAGCUAUUGUUUGAUUCAAUUAAUUGUUCUCUGACUUACGAACAAUUAUCUCAGUUCGCCAGCCUUUCUCAGAAACACAACGAAUUAGUAUUGACGUUUACGGAAAUUAUUGUAGAAGAUUUGACCAAAUUUCAAACAAAGAGACAUUCAAUGUCUCAAAUCCAUGAUAUAGUCCAUGAGUACUUAUAUAUCUCGACUAUGGCAUUGAUUAACUUGAACUUGACUGUAUCAGCUAUCUUCAAUCCUAUAGUGUUUGAUUGUAUUACUGCUUGGGUUAAUUACAUUUCAUUGACCAGAGGUGUAUCUCCAAGUGGUAGAAUGGAUCUAUCAGAAAUUUUCCAAAACUUGAUAGAUUUGAUGUAUCAAUCCACUGAAGGAUCCGAUGGCUAUGAUAAUGCCGAAAAGAUCCUAACAAUUUUUGGUAAUGUUUUCGCUAAUGAUCCACUGUUAAUGAGUUAUGAUUUGAGAGAACAAAUUGAGUGUAUCUUCUUAGGUGUAGUGAGGCCUGAUUCUGGAAUAACGGACUCAUCUAACAAAAAUUCUUGGAUGCUGCAGUACAUGAACUAUUUAGUUACCAACGAAUUUUUCUCUGAAUUGAAAGAACUGACCAUUUGCAUCGUGGAUUUCUUACAAAUUAAUACAUUAAGCGUUUGUAAUAAGUUAUUCACGAACAUUCAAGUGACUGACAAUGGUCAAGUUCAAGAUGAAUUUAUCAAAGAGUAUAUUAAGGUUCUUUUGCAAUUAACCAAUUUCCCACUGACGCCUGUCCUACAAGAGUUUUUCUCUGUAAGAAUGGUCGAUUUUUGGUUGGAUUUAUCGGACGCCUACACUAACUUAGCCACCGAAACUUUGAGACCAAACUCUAUUGAAUUGUCUACACAAAUUUUCCAGCAGUUGAUCGACGUUUAUUUACCUAAAAUUUCUCUGAGUGUUAAGCAAAAAAUAGUUGAAGAAGAUGGUGAAACUACGUCUAUGAACGAAUUUGAUGAUUUCAGAAAUGCCGUCUGUGAUCUUGCUCAAUCUCUUUGGUCCAUUUUGGGAAACGAUAAUUUAACAAAUGUUCUCAUUAACGGUAUGGGCCAAAUACCUGCAGCGAGUGACGAAUCUCUAACCAUCAAGGAUUCUGACCCUAUGUUCCAAAUUGAAACGAUGUGCUUUGUAUUGAAUACUAUAUUGGUUGAUAUGACGUUAUCGGAAAGCUCAUGGAUUAAAACUAUCCUUGACUCCAACAAAUUCUUCAACCAGAACGUAUUAUCGGUCUUCCAAACUGGAUUCCAAACUAGCGCCGAUACAAACGUUGGUAGAAUUUUGAAACUUGAUAUUGUAAGAACGAGCACUACGCUAAUGGGUACUUUGGCAGGCUAUUUCAAACAAGAGCCUUUUCAAUUAAACCCAUAUAUUGAGACCUUAUUUCAAGGUUUGCAUACAUGUACUAAUUUUACCAGCAAAAACGAGCAAGAAAAAAUUUCGAACGAUAAACUCGAAGUUAUGGUCAUCAAGACUGUAUCAACACUAUGUGAAACAUGUCGUGAAGAAUUGACUCCAUAUUUGAUGCAUUUCAUAAACUUCUUGAACUCUGUCAUUAGGCUAGAGUCUAAUGUUUCCCAUUUCACUAGAACCAAGUUGGUUAGAUCAAUAGGUUAUGUGGUUCAAUGUCAGGUUGUCGGUGGUCCAGAAGUGCAAGCUAAAUAUAUUUCACAAUUGACAGAUCUGUUGAAUGGAUCAAUAGAACACUGCUUGGCAUCAUCGGUACAGUUGCAAGAACAGCAAGAUUACAUCAACUGUCUGUUGUGCUGUAUAUCUGAGCUAGCAACUGCCCUAAUUCAACCUACCGAAAUUAUCGAAAACGAUGCACUACUACAGAGAUUAACUGAUUUUCAAAAUUUUUGGUCCACUGAUCCACUACAAAUCCGAUCGAAGAUUUUACGUACUAUCGAUGAGGUCUUGGAUAAUCCUAUAUAUGGUAAGAACUCGGCAUUUGUAGAGAUUGGCUGUUUAAUUGUUGGUAAAGGAUUGAAUUUGCCUGAAGACGAGCCUUUUUUCCUCAAGUAUACUAUGUCUGAUGUCAUGAAUUUUGUUUUGAAACACGUCCCCAACUGUGAACUUGGCACUUCUUUGCCUUAUUUUGUUUAUCUACUAGAAAAAUUGAUUUUGGAAUUUAGAAGUCAACUAACAUCACAAGAGUUUGAUUUCAUGUUCGAGAAGAUUCUUUUAGCCUACUAUGAUACAUAUAUUAUCAAUGAUCCGGAUCUCUUACAGAUGACGAUAGGUUUCGUUAAUAAUGUGUUAGACGUUAAGCCAGGUUUGGCAAUUGGCAGUAAGCAUUGGACUUCGUUUAUAUUGCCUCACUUUCUAAAAUUACUACCAUCGAGAGAGAAGUUCACAAUUGUUGCGGUGGCAAAGUUUUGGACCAAGUUGAUCAAUAACAAGAAAUACAACCAAGAAGAACUAACAACCGUUAGGCAACAAGUUUCCUCCAUAGGGCAAGAACUGGUAUACCAAACUAUGUAUGGUUUAUUUCACACACAAAGGUCUGAUCUGAAUAGUUACACGGAUUUGCUAAGAGCCUUGGUAGCCAAAUUCCCAAUUGAGGCUAGGGAUUGGCUGGUUGUUGUCUUGCCCCGAAUAUGUAAUAAUCCUGCAGGUCAUGAAAAAUUCACUAAUAAACUACUCAUUACAAGGGGAAGCAGAGCAGCCGGGAAUGUUAUUUUACAAUGGUGGUUGGAUUGUACUACACUUCCAAACUAUCAGGCAUAA